This is a messenger RNA of Phacochoerus africanus (Common warthog), 4979 nucleotides long. It is a transcript of the gene CDH7, whose product is annotated as cadherin 7. Bases 512 to 2869 code for a protein of 785 amino acids. Gene Ontology annotation, cellular component: plasma membrane; adherens junction; catenin complex. The transcript has 12 exons. Lineage: Eukaryota; Metazoa; Chordata; Mammalia; Artiodactyla; Suidae. Gene Ontology annotation, molecular function: cadherin binding; calcium ion binding. The record is from RefSeq and is a predicted model, not a curated record. Gene Ontology annotation, biological process: multicellular organism development; calcium-dependent cell-cell adhesion; cell morphogenesis.
CGCGCGCCGCUCGCUCUUGACCUGGCGUCUGAGCGGCCAGGGAAAGGCGGCGGAGGCAGCGGGCCCCGGGCGCCCACGGCUGGGGCAGGGACCACGUAUCCCGCGCCCCGUGCCCCGCGGAGAGGGCUGUGAUUGGAGCAGGCGUCCGCGCCCCGCCCGCCGCAGCGGGCGCCGCCGGUCCGCCCAGUGCGCCCAGCUGCGCGCACUGGGUCCCGAGGCGCCCAACGGCGCCCGGCUGCUGAGCUUGCGCCCUCUCGGAUGCAAACGCCCGGGUCGCUGGCGCCGGACGCCGCGGGGAGGGCAGCGAGGCCCCAGGUACCCAUUACACCAUUCUUUGGCGAAGGUUAUUGGGCAGUUUUGACCUCUCCCAAUCGAACACUCUACAAAUUACCAUCUCUGGACUCCCAGCUGACACCCUGCCGGAGGCAAGAGCUACUAAGCCAACUGGAACUGUGCCUUUUCUCUUGUCAAGGUUUUCUUCUUACACAGGAAAAAGAAAGAAAAAAAAACGAUGAAGUUGGGCAAAGUGGAGUUCUGCCAUUUUCUGCAGCUAGUGGCUCUCUUCCUGUGUUUUUCUGGAAUGAGUCAAGCAGAGCUCUCAAAGUCCGGAUCAAAGCCCUAUUUCCAAUCAGGGAGAUCCCGGACCAAGCGCAGCUGGGUGUGGAAUCAGUUCUUUGUGCUGGAGGAGUACAUGGGUUCAGACCCCCUCUAUGUAGGCAAGCUUCACUCUGAUGUUGAUAAAGGAGAUGGUUCCAUCAAAUACAUCUUGUCAGGCGAAGGGGCAAGUUCCAUUUUCAUUAUUGAUGAGAACACGGGGGAUAUUCAUGCCACCAAGAGGCUGGACCGCGAGGAGCAGGCCUACUACACCCUCCGAGCCCAGGCACUGGACAGACUCACCAACAAGCCCGUGGAGCCCGAGUCUGAGUUCGUCAUCAAGAUUCAGGACAUCAACGACAAUGAACCCAAAUUCUUAGAUGGCCCGUACACCGCAGGGGUUCCUGAAAUGUCUCCUGUGGGGACUUCAGUGGUACAAGUGACAGCAACGGAUGCUGAUGAUCCCACGUAUGGCAACAGUGCCCGAGUGGUCUACAGUAUCCUGCAGGGACAGCCGUACUUCUCUGUGGAACCAAAGACAGGAGUCAUCAAGACCGCCCUUCCAAACAUGGAUAGAGAGGCUAAAGACCAGUAUUUGCUUGUUAUCCAGGCAAAGGAUAUGGUUGGUCAAAAUGGAGGACUCUCUGGAACCACGUCAGUCACUGUGACCCUAACUGAUGUCAACGAUAACCCGCCUCGCUUUCCUCGAAGGUCGUACCAAUAUAAUGUCCCAGAAUCAUUGCCAGUGGCUUCCAUUGUGGCCAGAAUUAAAGCUGCUGAUGCGGAUGUAGGAGCUAAUGCUGAAAUGGAAUACAAGAUUGUGGAUGGUGAUGGAUUAGGGAUUUUCAAGAUUUCUGUUGACAAAGAUACACAGGAAGGAAUCAUUACUAUACAGAAGGACUUGGAUUUUGAAGCCAAAACAAGUUAUACCCUACGGAUAGAAGCUGCAAACAAAGAUGCUGACCCUCGCUUUCUAAGCUUGGGACCAUUCAGUGACACAACCACCGUGAAGAUAAUCGUGGAAGAUGUGGAUGAGCCCCCCGUGUUUUCCUCACCCUUGUACCCCAUGGAGGUGUCAGAAGCUACCCAGGUUGGGAAUAUCAUUGGUACUGUAGCAGCUCAUGACCCAGAUUCUUCCAACAGCCCUGUGAGGUAUUCAAUUGAUAGAAACACAGACUUGGAGCGAUAUUUCAACAUUGAUGCCAACAGUGGAGUUAUCACAACUGCCAAAUCUUUGGAUCGAGAGACAAAUGCUGUUCAUAAUAUCACAGUCCUUGCAAUGGAGAGCCAGAAUCCAUCUCAAGUUGGAAGAGGCUAUGUGGCCAUCACUAUACUCGACAUCAAUGACAACGCCCCUGAAUUCGCCAUGGACUACGAGACCACGGUCUGUGAAAAUGCCCAGCCAGGCCAGGUUAUCCAGAAAAUCAGUGCUGUCGAUAAAGACGAACCAUCUAAUGGACACCAGUUUUAUUUCAGCUUAACAACGGAUGCAGCAAAUAACCACAACUUCUCAUUGAAAGAUAACAAAGACAACACAGCCUCAAUUCUCACCAGGAGAAAUGGCUUCCGGAGACAGGAGCAAUCUGUUUAUUAUCUGCCAAUCUUCAUUGUGGACAGCGGAUCUCCUUCACUCAGCAGCACCAACACCCUCACCAUCCGUGUCUGUGACUGCGAUGCAGAUGGGGUGGCCCAGACCUGCAACGCUGAGGCCUACGUCCUCCCUGCUGGCCUCAGUACAGGAGCCCUCAUUGCAAUACUGGCCUGUGUCUUAACGUUACUGGUGUUGAUCCUCCUGAUCGUCACGAUGAGAAGACGGAAGAAAGAGCCCCUCAUCUUCGAUGAAGAGCGAGAUAUCAGAGAGAAUAUCGUGAGAUACGAUGACGAGGGAGGGGGAGAGGAGGAUACGGAAGCCUUUGACAUGGCCGCACUCAGAAACCUGCAUGUCAUCAGGGACACCAAGACCCGGAGGGACGUGACUCCCGAAAUUCAGUUCUUGAGUCGGCCGACUUUUAAAAGCAUCCCAGACAAUGUCAUUUUCCGGGAAUUUAUCUGGGAAAGACUGAAAGAAGCCGAUGUGGACCCCUGUGCCCCCCCUUACGAUUCCUUGCAGACAUACGCCUUCGAAGGAAAUGGCUCAGUGGCCGAAUCCCUUAGCUCCUUAGAGUCUAUCAGCUCAAACUCUGAUCAGAAUUACGACUACCUUAGUGACUGGGGCCCACGUUUUAAACGACUUGCAGACAUGUAUGGAACCGGCCAGGAGAGUCUGUACUCAUAGCCUUGGAACCUCCAUUUGCGAUGUACUGAAGAAAGAGUCAAAGCAAAAAAAAUAAACACACACACACAUAAAACCAACCCACUGCAUACAGAAAACAAGAACUCCACUUGCUAGAGGAAAUGGUUGUAAAUAUUUCUCCAUUUUUAACCGUUUAGGUUUCUGCCUUGGUGAAGCAUAUCUUCAUUAGACUUACCCAAGGGACCGCACUGACCAUAGACUCUGAGCAUUUGAAGGCAUUUUGAUAAAAAAAAAUGUUCUGUGGUUUGUGAAUAGAUAGCAACUCUCAGAUACCUGCAAAGGCACCUAAACUCUAUGAGAAAGUAGUGCCCUGAGCAGUCAGUGACCCCAGGAUCCUGUACAGAUCUUCACGGUACUGGCAGUAAAAGGGAUAGUAGGAUGUGCCAUUGAAAAGUCGUGGAACUUCCUGCAUAUCAAAACUUGGGACAGAUUUAAUUUUCAGUGAUGCUUUUAGCUUGCUGGAUUAUAGAACCCAGCAGAAUUUUAUUGCCGUGGGUUAGCAAAUAGAUUUUAUUUCACAGUAUAAAAAUUCUUAGAAAAUCCUCCCCAAUCCUCCAACACAAGACAAUAAAAUUGGUUUAAGGCAAUGUAAACUGUUGUUUAGCCAACAAAUUAUAAAGUGUUCCAAAUAAGCAAAAGGUAAAUCAUUCUUACAGUUUGCAGUUGUUUUGAGAUGCUUGUGUAGGUAUGAAAAAAAGUUGCUGUCUAUUUGUUGAUUUUUAUUAUCUCUUCUGAUUUGUACAGGAGAAUAUCUUUCCUUUUUUUAUUUGACACAUGGUGUUAUAUUUAUUUUGGAGCUCCAAUCUCCACUAAAUUCAGGUCCAUCUUCCUGCCUCAUAAUAUUAAGCUCAUCAGAAGAUGCUGAUUUUUCUCCAGUUCUGAGCUACGUGAAGGAAAUGAAGCAUGGAAAUGGGGAAAAAAGUACAGCAAUUUAGCCUUGUUGACGUUCACAUCUCAGAAAGGAGCACAGCUACAAGGAUAUAUGAGUUGUUUGAGCCGUUAGAAUUUACAAAACAUUAGAAUAAAAUAUUCGUAUUUUAGAAGGAAGAUUUCAGAGAAAAUUGAGAUUUUCUUUGAUGCCAGAUUUAUUUUUCAAGGUCACAAAUUCUAUAUGCCCCAAAGACCUUGGAAAAUUUGUUUUCUCUCAGCCUUUUUUGCUGUAAAAAUACUGAGUAUAAGACUGAUUUUUUUUAAAUAUAUCUUAAACAAUGUAAUGUUAUAAAUUUCAAAAUCCAUCUUUAAAUUUUGAUGCAGAUGUGUUUGCUCAAGAAUUAACCAAGCAUGUAUAAUUUCUAAACCAGUUUAGAGUGCCAAAGUGAGGAGAGAAAUUUCAAGUGAUCACAUGUGUUUAAAUGUAAGGAAAAAGAAGAAUUUUAGGAAAUAAAGAAUAUUUCUACCUAACCUUUUUUCUAGAAUAAUACAAGUUUAAUGUGAAUAUAUUCAAUCAAGCAAGAAUGAAUUUCUUUUCUCCUUUUAAAAGGGUUUAUUGUUGGGUUCCAAAUAAACCUACAGAUAGUGGACACUAUAUAGGAAAUUGUGUUCUAAAAGUGCUUCUUUCUGAAAGACAAGUGCUAGAACCAGAACAUCAAUAUUUUGAUUACAUGAGGAGAAAUUGUAGGAUCCUGUAAAAUUGCAGCCCACCUUUAGAAAUGAAGUAUGUGAAAGUGGCCUUCAGCUUUAUCAAAUAAAUAAUUCAGUAAAUCUAAUUAUUUGCAAAUAGUCCUUUCAUUUGAAUAAAGUUUUAUUGACAUUGUUUCAUGACUAAAUAUGCUUCUUACUGUAUUAAUAUAUAUAAAGCAAUUUUAUAAGAGUGAAGGAUGCUGUUCUUGACUUUUAGUCACAUAUGUAAAAUUUUCAAAUUAAAGUAAAGCAUAGUACAGUCACCCAAUUCAAUAAAAUCAAAGUGUGGUGCAGGCAUUAUAUAGGUGUUAAAUCAACAAGAUUCUGAGAAUACAAUUUUGUAAUAAUCCCCUUGUUAUUUGUAAGAAGGUAAAACAGUACAUUUGGAUUAUGGUGUCAAAAUUGUUGCACAUGUCACUACAUGGAAGUUUGUAUUUUAGAAAAGGAACAUCACAUCAUUCACCUUGCUUUG